CCGGCUCUGCCAGGCCGAGCAGCCCACCCCGGCCCAGCCGCUCGGAGCCGGAGCCGCCGUCGCCAUGUCUUCCGGGCCCAGUGUGAGCGCCCUGCAGCGCCUGGUGGAGCAGCUCAAGCUCGAGGCCAGUGUGGAGAGGAUCAAGGUUUCCCAGGCAGCUGCUGAGCUGCAGCAGUACUGUAUACAGAAUGCCUGUAAGGAUGCCCUGCUGGUUGGUGUUCCGGCUGGCAGCAACCCCUUCCGGGAGCCCAGGUCCUGUACUUUACUCUGAAGACCACAAGGAAGAAGUUCAUUGAGGAAUGCCUUCAAGCACAAAGUGAUGAAUGAAUCCCUCCAAGUCUCAAGAGAAUGCUUUUCCUUUGCCAAAAGACUUUUAGAUAUUUCCUACCUUACCUAUGGCAGAGUCCUAUAGCAAAAUUUCUACAAAAAUUAAUGAUUUUCUACUCAAAUAAGGAAAGUGAGUGAGAGUGGAAUUUUAAAUAAUAAUGGCCUGGUUCUUUUGCCAAAGUGCUUUAUUUUAAGAUAAACAAAAAACCUUACCAAUAAAUACAACCCUUUCAUAAGUGAACUACUGGUGUUGCUAUUCCUGGAAUACCAUGCAUGUUUUAUUUACUGAAUGUUUACAUUUUAGGAAGCAAAGCAUUUUUGUCUAUUAGAAAAUUGAAUGUUUACAAUUUGUUUUUCCUAAGAUUUUUAUACUGCAAUAAAAUUGUUCUAUUCUCAUGAACUUACAAUUACUAAAUGAAGACAAAAAAUAUAAAUUGGGGGAAAAUAGACUUUUACUCAUUAAAUGGUGUCUUGAUUUUUUUUGUAAUUGGAAGAUUUAUAUUUAACACUAAACAUAGGAGAUAUUUCUUAGCCAAAUUGUUUGGAAAGAUUAAUGUUAAUGUUGUGUACUAGGCUGCCCCCUCUUAUGUAGGAAGCACAUUUAAUCCUUUUCCUUCUAAAUUUCUCUACUUUAUAGUUGUGGUUGUACUUGUAAAGAAUACUACAUUAUUUUAUGUCUUUAAACAAUGUUUAAAAUGCAAAUGACAUAUAGAAGAAUGCAAAUAGUUAAAAAAAAUAAUGUGAAAAUACUGCAGCCUAAAAGAAUUCUUUAUGCCACACGUGUUUUAUUUGGAUGGUGUGCCUUUGAUUUUAUUUGCGACACUUUUAAAGAGACAUUUUAUUUGUCUUUGUAAUAAUGUUUGAAGAUCUUGGGAAUAAAAUCUCUGCUUAAUUGAUCAUUUUCUAUGACAGCAA
This is a messenger RNA of Heterocephalus glaber (naked mole-rat), 1242 nucleotides long. It is a transcript of the gene Gng10, whose product is annotated as G protein subunit gamma 10. The record is from RefSeq and is a predicted model, not a curated record. Gene Ontology annotation, molecular function: G-protein beta-subunit binding. Gene Ontology annotation, cellular component: heterotrimeric G-protein complex. Gene Ontology annotation, biological process: G protein-coupled receptor signaling pathway. Lineage: Eukaryota; Metazoa; Chordata; Mammalia; Rodentia; Bathyergidae.